AUCCUGUAAUGUGAAGCUGCUUUGAAACAUCUGUAUUCUAUGAACGGUUUUAUAAAUAAAUGACUUGACUUCAGUGUGGCCUGUUUUUACCAGUGUUUCUGGAUUGUUGAACGAGAACGCAGAAGCCCUGCUCUGUUUCAGGCAUCAGUGACCGUGCAGAGGAAGAGGAAGCGGUGGGCGGGGCUUGCGUAGAUGAUUGACAGGCGGAGGGAUUGACCUCACCAUCGUGCGAUAUGAAGUAACCGGAGAUAAAACGGAGACGCACGUCGGACCAUCGCCUUUAAACGCUCACGAUUCACUCCCGUUCACAAAGAAAGACACGGAGCUCGACGAACAGAUUAUCUCCAGCUUAACUAGUGCGUUCGUGUUAACAAGUCCAAGAGCCGAUGUAAAUAAAUGCUCAGCUAUAAGUUCUCCAAAGGCUCCAGAAGUGUGUUGGCGGACCUGAGAAUGUUCGAGACUAAAGGGAUCUUCAGUGUCUGCGUGGACCUGAGCUGUGUGCUGCUCGCUGGGCUUCCGUUCGCGAUAUUGAACAUUCAGCACACGCCGUUCAAAAGAGGCUUUUUUUGCAGCGACGACUCCAUCAGGUACCCCUUUAAAGAAGACACCAUCUCCUACCAGUUACUGAUGGGAAUCAUGAUUCCUUUCGCGCUGCUGUUGAUAGUCUCCGGCGAGUGUUUGACCUUGUAUCUGCGCUCCAGAGCUUCUUUCGGCUACGAGUACGUAGCGUGCGUGUAUAAGGCCGUGGGGUCUUUCGUGUUCGGAGCGGCGCUGAGCCAGUCCCUGACGGACAUCGCCAAGUACACCAUCGGCCGGCUGCGACCGCACUUCCUGACCGUGUGCAAGCCGCACUGGAGCCUCAUCGACUGUAAAUCGGGUUACAUCGAGAACUUCACGUGCACUGGAGACGCAGCCGCCGCCAACGAAGGCCGGCUUUCGUUUUAUUCUGGCCACUCGUCGUUCUCCAUGUACUGUAUGCUGUUCCUCGCUCUCUAUCUCCAGUCUAGACUGAGAGCAGGUUAUAUAUAUAUAUAUAUACUCACACACUGGUCCGGCCGACUCUGCAGUUCUCUUCAUCACAGUACGCACAACAAAGUGUUAUUUAACAUGUGAUUAAUUGUGUGUUUCCAGCUCUAUCUCCAGUUAGGUUGGGUGGGUCUGUCGCGCUAUCUGAUUAUAAAUUAUAAACACCACUGGAGCGACGUUCUCACCGGACUCUUGCAGGGAGCCGCCGUGGCACUGUUUACUGUGUACUUCGUAUCGGACCUGUUCAGCCCCAGACGCACCUCCGAUAAAGACGAGGAGAUCUCGCACACCAGUCUUCAGGAGACGUCAGAUCCUCCCAACCACUACGGCAGCACGGAGUGAGACCAAGCGCACUGGACACGGAAGGAGAUGAAACACGGAACAUCCUUACAGUAACACGCAGUCCUUUCCACAACAGAGUCACUGUUUUGUUACCGGCGAGGAAAAAAAGUUUCAUUUUCCUAAUGCACGGCGGUAGAGAAAACUCAAUGUCAUUGUGAUAAAUACAGCGGCGGUAAAACAUUAUUUGCUUUGCAGCGGCUGAAUGUGUGUCUCUGGAGCACGGACGCAGUCCUGAGAGAGACGCUGUUUUUGUAGAAAUAGACAGCAAUACAUUUUAUGGGUCACAGUUAUACAUUUUUCUUUUAUGCCAAAUAAUAGGAUAUUAUGUAAAAAUCGUCUUCCAUAGAGAUAGUUUAAGUAAUAUGCAUUGCUAAGGACUUCAUUUAGACAACUUUGAUGGUGAUUUUUUUUUUGCACCCUCAGAUUCCAGAUAUAACAAACCAUGCAUCAACAGAAAGCUUCCCUAUUCGGCUUUAAAAUGUGAGAUUUCAAGAAAUUGACCAUUACGGCUGGUUUUGUGCUCCAGGGUCACAUAUACACACACUCCCAGUUAUUGCACUGAACGUGGCAGUGUAAAAAUAGAGACCUCAUAGGGUUAUUUAUUCCCCUCAAGGUCCCUGCUCAGAGUUUAUGCAGAGGCAGUGAAUCAUGAACAUCAUUGGGAAUGGUGCAGUACAAGAACACGGAAGAAAGAAAAACAUUCCCAUCAUGCCACUAAACUUGAACUUUUGCUGCGGUGCACUCCGAGCAGCGAGCGCUUUAGAUCCUACUGGGCUUUCAGGAAUCCAGACUGCUGUUUUUCCCAAAUCAGAUCAAACGAUGAAGAACCUUUUACGUGCAUGGGACCUGUUCCAUUGCAUUAAGGUUUUUUAGACUAUUAAUGUUCUUCAGGUUAAGAAAAGAUGGUUUAGUGAAUGGUUCGGGUUUUUUUUUUUUAUGCAUCCAUAUCUAUCGAACAAUUCAACAUUUCUGUCUUAUAAUAUUAAUAACCAACACGAGUGUAAAUGUCUUAUUUCAGCAAGGAUGUUUUUAAAUGUGAAAUGAAGACGGUUGCAACCAACGGACUGUACACUUGACUCUAAGACACUUUAUUUUAUGAUUUACAGUUGUUUUAAAGGUAAUGUUUUUGCAUCAAAUUGUCAUGAGAAAAAGGAAAGUAUGUAAGGGCCAAAAACGAACAACCAAAGUGUCUCAUAGCAUUGAAUGAAACAAUUUUUUAUGUAUUGUUAUUGUUUUUUGUAUGCAAAGGGUUGUUUAAUUAUGAUGUUUAAUGCAAACGUUGUUAUCGUUUUAUUUAAUGCAAAUGGUAAGACCACAAGCUGUAAAUAUCCAAGCACUUGAAUAACAAUUUCUGCCUUUAAUAGCUUAACGUGUAGCUUUGUAUGCAUCACGCACAAAGACGUUUUCUUUAGCUGCUUUACUUUUAAUUCAUUGGCAGCUGUGCUCGUGUCAACCAAUGAAAUAUGGUACUGUAAACGAUUCCUUCGCAAUUAAAGCUCCGCCGGACCAACUGUGGUGUAGUUAUUGAUAAUCAACUAAUCAUCAUCAUAAUUUUGUCCUCGGUGGCGCCUCUAGCGGACAGAUUAAUCUUCUGUUUUCAAGCUUUGCUCAGUUUGAUUCGCUCGGUUCGCUCGGAUCGAACCUGUUCAAAACGCGACUCGCGGAUCCUGAGCCGAAGCCUUCCCUAGGUACACGCUCCGCGAUUCGGUUCCUUUGAAUCGCUAAGAAGAACCGAGUCAGCAUAGCGAGUUGUUGGCGAAUCGAACGCCGCCGCUGUUCUUUGUCCUCGCGGUGACUGACUGCAUAUGAUCCCGCUGAAUGUACAUUAUUUAUUCAUCCGUUUACAGUCUGUGUUCAUCAAAGAGAAGAUCUGAAGGAUGGUGUUAGUUCAUGUCGGAUAUUUGGUUCUUCCUGUCUUUGGCUCAGUGAGAAAUAGAGUCUAUGGAGGCUGAAUCUACAUUCUGCAUUAUCAGAUCAUUGUGUUUUAAUGAUCAUCUGUGUUCUGAUCCCUCCUCAUUUCCUAUUUCCAUCAGAAGACGACAAACAUCUCAGAUCUGCUCCCUUCCUGAGAACAAAACACACUAAAACCAGAGCUAACACAUUUAGAGCAUAAACUACUGUCUGUAUGUCAAGUGCUGUAGUUUAACCCACAUCAGUAGCUCUAGAAGAGUGACUCAUGUAUGUCCCAUCCAGCUUUGGUAGUCAACAUGUAUGUAAAUUCCUGUAAAAUGGAUGCAUUUUGUGCUUGGAUGAUCCCACGCACCUUUAGCUGUCACCUGCAUAACGUGUGCUUCAUUCAUCGCCCUUCUGAUUUUACACGGUCAUUCACAAUCAUGUUAUGAGGAAAAGCAAAAAAACAACAGACAAAAAAAAAACGGCCAAAGUGGUAGCCUAACACGCAGACGAUUGGCUCCAAUUGCAUCGAAUGCGAUGUCCAAAUUGUGUCCAAAAUGUCAUCCAUUUGGCAGGGAUGUUGAUUUCCUGCACUGCUACUGAGAUCCUCUAUUAGAGCAAUGCAAAUGUCUAUUGUUUGGUUGUGGUUUCUCUACCUUUUGUUCUGGUAAUAGACUUCAGUGCAUGAAUCACGUUAUUAUUAUUAUUAUUAUUCAUAUUAUUUUGAUUCUACAUUGAAUAGACUCCAAUGUAAUCUUUCUGUAGUCAAGAUGUACCCUGCUGUACUGUAACGUGCUGUAGCCGAUGCAUCUGCUCAUUGGAUGUUGCUUUUGUUCUGUUAACCCUGUACUGAGCAUGGUGGGCCUUGCUAUUGGUCAAUGUUGUUUUAUUUGUUGCAUGGACUUAUUAUUAUGACACAAAUCCACAUAUAUACUAAUAUUUUUCAAUAAAGAAUAUAGUAUUUUUCCUAA
This is a messenger RNA of Puntigrus tetrazona (Sumatra barb), 4232 nucleotides long. It is a transcript of the gene plpp1b, whose product is annotated as phospholipid phosphatase 1. The transcript has 7 exons. Gene Ontology annotation, biological process: signal transduction; phospholipid metabolic process; phospholipid dephosphorylation. Gene Ontology annotation, molecular function: phosphatidate phosphatase activity. NCBI's taxonomy places the organism in Eukaryota, Metazoa, Chordata, Actinopteri, Cypriniformes, Cyprinidae. The record is from RefSeq and is a predicted model, not a curated record.